AAAAUUUGUCCAUCGCCGGGAUGAAAUCAAGCAGCAAAAAACCUGCCUAGUAGCUUUUAGCAAGGAUGUGAUCUAAAGGAUAUUAAAGCAAGCAAAUUCAAAGUACACCGAUAUGUAUAGGGUACAACAUAGCUAUCUACAAAGCAUGAAAUUCGAAAUACCUUUGUAAAGCACAAUAUUUGCCAACAUGGAUAGCAUUGGAACCGGGCCUACAUUACCUUUCUCGCAGCCAAGCUCUUAUCACCCAAGAACACACUCGCGAUCUGCAUCGUGGUCUCAUACAAGUGGAGCAACAACUUCCAUACCUCUUCUUUCACCAAUAAGAGUUAUUCAGGAACUUGUGCCAAGUUUUACAAAUAGCGGCAGGCAGAAUGAAAUCGAAAGUGGUUUAACAUCUCGAAAUGGUCCAAGAUAUAGAUCUGAAAACACUGGGCAGUUAUCCCGGCAAGCAUCUGCAAUUGACAUAGAAGCAGGAGAAAGUCAGCCAAAUCCUCAAGGGAGGUCCUCUGGAAAUGGGAACCGCGCAACCGGGGACAGAGUUGAAUUUUAUGGUGCUAUAACCUGGGCAGAAAACAUCCUACCCUUCAUUCUACUUUUAUGUAGUCGGAUUAUGUGGGACCAUAGAUUAGGUAUCUUGGUUUUUAUAGGGAUGUUUGGUGCAUUUUUUCAUGCAAAUAAUACAAUUAGGAGACAGGUAGCGCUGAAGGAAAGGCGAAUGCACAGAAUAUCAUUAUGGACAUUCACAUUUUUGACUGGAAACAUUAUAUUUGUUUAUUAUGUUUUCCAUCGGCAAAGACUGGAGAUGUGUUUACUUUUUCAAAAGCCAAAUUUUCUUAGAAUGGAUGUAUGGACAGUGUUUUGGUGUGUUGGAAUCACAGAUUUUGUCAUUAUGUUUGCUACAAUGGCCUUAAAGUCCAUUCUUAUACUUCUGCCACGAAGUAUUGUUCCUUUUAGAAAAAGGGGUAAAAUAUUUCUGGUCGUGGAACAAUUAUCACAGCUGUAUCGCACACUAACACCCUUUCCACAGUGGCUGUUUUUCUUUACUGAUUACAAUCUUGGAGGAGAAUAUUUUGCUACUGUUUCAUCAAUAUUAUAUCUUUUAUUAAAGGGUCAGAUGGGGCUGAAAAAAGUUAAAGAAGUGGUAGCUGCAAUAAGAACAUGCAGAAAAGAAGCAAGGUAUGGACAGAUGCCAUCUCAAUCACAAAUUUUGGAAGCUGGGAAUUCUUGCCCAAUUUGCCAAGAAGAGCUUGCCAACCCAGUUGCUCUUCGAAUUUGCAAGCACAUUUUCUGCGAAGACUGCAUUGCUGUAUGGUUCGACAGGGAAAGAACAUGCCCAAUGUGUAGGGCCAAUGUCGCUGAAGAUCCAACAUGGAAAGAUGGCAGUACUUCCCUUUCAAUGCCGUUGUUUUGAAAUUUUGUGUUUCAUUUGUAAAAGAUAAGAAUGGGAAUGAUUGCUAUGGUGACAACACAGUCGAUAAAUGGUGCUAAACUAUAUGGAAUGACUUAAACCCAGUUUCUUUCCAUCAUCCUUAUAUUAGAUAUUGACAUUUUUUCAUUCAGUAAAUUAUCAUCGCCACAUAAACCACAGGCUAAUUUUUACCUUGCAAAUUGUCUAUAUAAAGGAGAGCAACCAGAUUUUUAUAUUUUGGCUUACGGAGGAUUCAAUCUAGAUUGCAUGAUAACCAACAAAUAGACGAGAUAGAUCAUCCGAAAUAUAACCAGAAGCUGCUGCAGUAAUACAACCAACAAAGUAAUAAGAAUAAUAUUUAUUCAUACCAUUGACAUUAAGCAAAGUAGCGUUCAUGGAAUCCUUCUAUAGAUCAAGCCCUUAUUUCGCUAGUCUCAGCCCAGCUUUUUUAAGCUAUCAUGUCACGAGGAUUGAAAUAUUGCAAUUUAUAGCGCAUUGUAUGAUCCUUGUUGUAAGAUUGAAACGUCUGGUGCCCUUUUGCGUAUGUAGUCUUUUUCUAUAUUUGUCCUCGUAUGGAAGUUAUCAAAAUAGGCGUUUGGUAAUUUGACUUUCUUUUGCAAAUUUGUUAUAUUAUAAAAUUGUCCCUGUACAUACGCUAGUACUAGAAAAUGCGAACGAGCAACAUUUAUGUUCUAAAUAGUACAGAUAUUAGGAUUCAUAAAUUGUUGCUAAUAAGAUUCUUUCUCUAGUAAGAUAUUGUAAUAAAAAUUUCUUAGAUGCAGUGUUUUGUGUUAUUAAGCAUCGUGUGUAAUUACGUCACGAUCAUAGUUGUUAUUACCACACAUUUGAAAUGUUAAUACCGUAUUCUCUCUAACGAGCGCCAGGAACCUUUUUAAAUACACAUAAAAAGUUCUUAUUUACAAAAAUUAAUAUUCCAUACGAAUAUCACUGGAUAUAGGCGUAAUAUUUAUACGAUGUCAAUUCUUUCAAAGUCCUUACCCUCAUCGAUUUGCAUAUAUACUGGACUGCCAACUGAAACAAGCUAGGUUUUAUUAAAUUUGUUUUAGCUGAAGACUGUUGUGAGGAUAUGCUUGUCUCCAUUUAUCUUUUAUAAUAUUUGGGGGGGGGUGAUCAUAGGAGAGGGGGCGUUAAUUAGAGAGAAUACAGUAACAGAGUAUACGGAAACAAGUAAGCACGUGAGAUAAUUUCUAUAUGAAUAAGAUAAGUAAGCAAUCUGGCGAAAAAAGAAUGGUCUAUUCAUGAUCUCAUAUUUCGUUGAUUUUUUUAGAGCAAAAUGUAUGCUCUUUUGAGACUCUAAAGCAAGAUUUGACACACAACUGAUCGUUUUCGUCAGGUAAGCAUUACACUCUGAAAAUUCGGUGGGAAGAAAUUUCUCAGAAAUUUGCAAAGUAAAUUUUCGUGGAUUAAUAAUUACGAGAAAAGUGGUCUCAACAUUUCUCCCACAACAUUGCUGAUAACAUCAGCUGAAUAUUGUCUUAUACAUUAAUUGUUUUCUGAAUAAGAAUUUGGAAUAAAAUUAUUCUUUCCACGAGAUUUUACUUGCAAUUACAAUAUUAUGUGACUUAAUAUAAAAAAAGAAAAAACAUAAAAAAUAAUAAACAAUAAAGAAAAACAUAAAAUAUUGAAUAAUGAUGUUGCAAAUGGACCUCAAAAGUGGGGGGGGGGCUGAAAAGGGCUUGCCCAAAAAUUUCCGAAGCCCUUGAGAACGUCGAAAGACAAACCCUUUUGAACAAUACUUGAUUUUGUUAUUUAUAAACUGUCCGAUUCAGAUAAGAUGUUAUUUAUAAACUGUAAAUUACUAUAAUGAUGAAUACAAUUAGCUUAAGGGCCAUUAAACACAAGGCUAACCAAGUUGGAAAAGAUAACAUUUCAUUAAACAAGAUAAAACACAAGGAAAAUAAAAAAAGGGUUCACGGUCAAGAAGACUUGGUACUACGUUGGAUCCGUAAGAGUAAACUUUCCAAAGUUGCGUGAGAGUAACCUUUACAAACAUUUUCUAGCCUAUUUGUGCACAAAAGUGGAGGGGGGAGGGGGGAAGACCAAUGGCUGCGCAGUGCCUGCCUCAGAUUAAAACUGAAAUAACAGACAACAUAUCCGAACUACAAGACAAGAAUAGCUGAACUAUACAACAAGAUGUCGGACACGAAGUAGAUCGUUCUUUGGUCAUUCAAAUGGCUCUUUGUUUGAAAACUCCUCGACCAUACUCCACUCCACUUCAUUCCACCGAUUUAUCCGGACUAUUCAUGUACUAAUUGAUUGAACAGCUCGGAAAGCAGUUACGGGUUCAGAGAGAGGAACCAAUUGACAUGGGAAGUAUCUAGGGGUCGACGGAUAGUUUAUGCUAGAACGAAUAGCAUAAAAAUCAUAAACGCAAGAUAGAGCGUGAAAUGUCUGAUAUUCGUAGACUUUAAACAUUUUACCACGAAAACACCUUAGUCCAAGUCUAUAGAACACUUGUACAAAGCCAUCUACGAUAAUGAAUCAUGGACCUGCAUGUCAUGGACCUGCCUGUCUAGAUAGAAAUACACCUUCCACAGUUUCUUCAGGACAGGGCUCGCGCACUGGUUGAAAGCUCCAGGUCGAAGGACGGUUAGGUGUGCUAUUGGCUCUCUCUCGCUAACCUCAAUGACUUAUAAGAUAAAGCAAAACAUGUUACAACUACGUCCAGACAUGAUACUGAUACCCUUAGAAAAACUGCAACUUUCAAGAAAUAGUUUUCUCUAUUCAAGUGCGAAAUUGUAGAAUGAGAUACAUUUACAUUCAAUGAUACCAAACUUUUUUUAAUCUAAAGGGAUCCCUAGUAUUAUUUCUGUGUUACAUAAGAGUUGCAGAGUGAUGAAAUCACGAAAAUUUAUAUUUUAAAGAAUUUUAGAAUUCUGACCCAAUUUCCUGAAAGAACCAAUGAGACCCGAGACAACCCGGGGGCCUGGGUACUAGUGGAGUUGGGUCGUCUUGAAACGCGGAAAAGCACGGGCUCUUUCUAUAUAAAACCAAUAUAAUUAGCACUGACCAUAUGUCAGUCAAUUUUGAACAGAUUCAACUGCUUUUACAAAUUUAGAGAUAUUUCGUUGUACUCUUUCGGGUUAUGGAGUCAUAAUUCGACAAUUCUAAAAAUAUAUUUUUGAUGACGUCGCACUCUGCCACACUAUACCAUUCACUCUGAAGCACGAUCAUUUAAUUAGCAUUUUAGAUUUUGUGUAAUUUUCACAUUUUUCUAGGUUCGUUCAACAGAUUGCAAAAUUAAUCAUUUGACUUAGAAUUGUGCAUAAAUCCAGAAAAACCUAUAAUAAAAUCAGAGACAACGAAAAGAAUCUGUCAGCCGGUCAAAUUAGCUAAGAUUUUAAUAACCUACAAAGAAUCAAUAGAAUCAAGGACUGAAAGGGUUUGUUAACCGAAAUUCUUUUGUUUUCCAUGGCCUUCCUAAACGAAACAUUUUUCAAAUCUACCUGAAUCAAUUAACUAAAUCUUAUCUGUGAAAUUUGGAUUUUUGAAACAAAACUUACAAAUGAAGGUGCUUUUAUAUUCGAAGGAAUUGGCAUAUGUCAGAGAGUACUCACGUUUAAGACAUAAACCAGAAAGGAUUCAAAAUGGUUGUCUGGCCAAUUUUAAAAAUAUUAUAUUUAUUUUUAACAAACAAAUCAUACUUUUAAACUAACUCGUAAUUUUCUCGUUGCAUCAUCCUCACGCAACUAAACUAUAGCUUUUGCAACGAAAUAGUUUGGAUUAUGUCUUAUCCACCCCCUUUGAUGUAACCAGAUAUCGAAUCAUGUAUGCAAACAUACGGUUAGAGUAUCGGAAAACUUUUACACAUUGCAUACAUGUUUUCAAUUCAAUAGGCCAAAAUAUGAUUUACAGGCAAAAUGGACCGUCCCUCUGAGAUUUGAGGAGAUUAAGAAUAAUGCCAACAGGAGCCUGGAAAUGUAAACAUGAAAUUCCCUUGUUUUUAACGACAAGCACUCUAGUUGAUGGCCUCUUAUUGGAAGUCCUCUCAAAUUCUUUAUUAUCACGUUUUCAGCCAAGAUUUUGAUUCAAAUCGAGAAAUUGGCGGUACCGAAGUCUUUAUAAAUAAAUUUCAAUUUUUCUCUCUUCUAAACAGAAAAUUUGGCAAGCGGCGAUUGUCCUGAAAAAACAUGACCGUCAAAAAACAUUGUACAAACCUGAUUCUAGAUUGAUUUUCUGGAGUCACACCCAGAAUUAGAUUUUUGCAAGAAGGAUAUAGAAUUUAUCAUAAUCUUGUUAAUCUCAUUAUAUAUUACCUAAAGGAAGUGGCGAAAUCACAAAGCAAAAUGGGAUAAAAAUUGUUAUGGAAUGAAUACAUGACACGCAGAGGUUUACUGCAGCCAGUAGGGUUGUAUUAAAAGUAACAAAAAAACUCGAAUCUGAACAAAGGAAGUUAUUGAUGUCUAAAAUCAUCACCGAAGGCAUACUUUGGUCUGGGAGAAUAUCUCUGUAGGUUAAUUUGCAUGGCCACUCUUACAGAAAUUCAGCUGACGAGUCCUGGGAAGUUUGAAAAAUGCUUAUUUAAAUAACCACAACAAAAAAUUUCUAUGAAAUUUCUGGUAAUUAAGAAACAAGCUACAAACGUAUCACUUGAUGUUCGUUGACAGUGAAUGGUAAAGUAAGAUUCACAUUUCCAGAAUUCCUAGACGUGCAGAUAUAUCCAGUCAUGACAAAUAUUUGCAGUAUUUGUCUGUCUGUUUAUGUCUUAGCAAUUAUUUCCUUGCUAAUCUUCCCCGGCAAGAAAUACUCUUAGAAAUUUACGUGGCUUUACUUUAAUGUGACCACGCAGUUGCUAGGUAACUGUGCCAGAGGGCAAUUAUAAAAGCAAGUCAGCAGUUGCUCAUUUCAGCUUUAAGCUAGUCCAUAAAAGACGCCACUUGAUCAGCUCGCAAUCAUUUCACUAGAGGAUCGGUUUGUCCAAGCCGGAACGACGGUCAGUUGAAGAUGACGCUCGUUCUGCAAAAAUCGCUUGUUAUUUUGAUGUCUUGCGCUUUGCUUUUCCUGUUCAAUACAUCAUUUGGAGCAAGGAGACGAAGCAAUUUUCGUCGCCCACAAACAUCGUGCAGAUUUUUGAGGCAUGUUUACAAGCAUCUUUGGUACGCACCGCAGUGUGAGGAAGAUGAUAGCGUAAAAAACCCACUGUGUUACAGCAUUGCCGGUAAAUUAAGAGUAUGCUGCUGCACCCACAAGUACCCGAUCGUUAAAAAAGGCAUCAGAUGGUUAGGCAACUGCACGAGGUAUCCUAGGGAUUCGAUGGCGAUGCCACAUUGUGAAGGGCCAAGGAUGGUGAGUAAAUACGGAAGCAAAUGGAAUUGAUGGAAGCAUCAACGAUGAUAAAAAAUUUGUGGCAGACAUCGCAAAAUGUAUAUAAUGAAAUACGAGUAAUAUGUCUUCGAAGCAAAUCGACGCGGCUGAUAACUUAGAAAAUCCGACGUAGUAAUGUAACUAAAAUAUAAUGAAUAUAAAUGUAACUAAAAGAAAUCAUAUCAUGGUUGUACGUAAAAGUAAAUGAGCCUAUAGUUGUUACCAGCUAUUAGUAUGUAUCAGAAUUUUAAAAUUCGUCAUUGCUUUAUUUUUUGCUAUUGACAUCUAACAAAAUUAGUCAAUUUGAAUUAAUAUAAAUAUUAAAUUGAAAUCUGAUUGUGGAGAGUCCAUCUUUCUUUUUCUCACAAACGGAGGGUGUGUUUAAUAAUCAACGGUUUCGAAAUACUGUUUAAAACGCGCAAUCGGGGAGGGGAAGGGAAUAAAAAGAAAGGUUCGGAAAUAGAAAACAUUUGUUUUUGUGGUACAGUAGUAGUGUAACUGUAAACAUUUCGAAUAAUCAUUCGUUUUCAAGAACCAAUGUGAGUACUUGCAUUUUAAUUAUUUGCUUUCAACUGGUGCCCGAAUAAACUGAACUGCACAGACAUUCCGUUAUUAUGAAAAACUUCGUACACAUUUUGCAAAGAACUUUAUCCACCGCUUCAGGCUUGACACGUUGUCAAGUGAUCAUAUUUGAAAAUGUUUGUACAGCAUUGAAUUUUUCAUAAAACGUUUUGUGAUAAUUAAUGGAGAGGACUAUCAUUCGAACAAAGUGUACCUUCUAAAACUGAUUAGAAGGGACCAAUAAAACUGCUGCAGCGUUGGGUAAAAAAUCAAAUUCAAAAAGCAAAGGAAGAAAAUUAUUCAGUACUGCAGAGAGGAUCAACUUGGCAAGACUAUACAGUGGUAGAUUUGCUUAACUGGCCGAAAGUAAACAUAGAAAACAGCAUCUCGGUGCUACUUUACUUGUGUGUUACAAACUCAACAAUAAACCACCAUUAAGUGGCUGGUCUUAUUCAAGAAAUAUUCUGCAGUGUGAUGAAUGAAGAAAAGAAAAUGAAAAUUUCCAGAGAGAGGAUUAAAAUAGCUUUAAUAGCCAUGAGGACUGAAAGAAGGAGUGUUCAAAUUGACCCAUCACCGACCUUAAAUUUCCAAUAUUGUUUUAGAGUUAAAGUAAGAAACGAAUCACUUUCUUCAAAGAUGGUUUUUUAGUACGUAUUUUUAGUACUCUUCAAGUUAAAAAAGCCCUCCAGUUAAAAAAUAUUUGACCAAUGAUGUUAAAAAUAAUUCACGAUUGUAGCACCGCAAAUCAUAAAGCAAGAUAAUAAUUUACGUAAGAAAAAAUGUCACCUAGAACAAAAUUACUGUCUUAGGCUUCUUAUGAUAAAAAAGAUGCAGAAUAACCACAAAAUAUACAUACUUGAUUCAAUUUGUUAUUGUUUACAGCACGCUCAUAAGAUGCAAAGACAAUUCGUUAGUUCAGGCCUAAUGAUUUUUGGAAACUUGUACCAUCACCUCGUGUUGCUUGCUGUAUCAAAACAAAAAUAUAUAAACGAGGGUCUCUCUUUCCAUCUUUUAUGAGUUAUAUGUUUCCGUUUAAAUUGCUUGCAUGUAUGGAUAUUUAAUAAAAAAGUUCAACGAAGCAAGUUUAUUUUCGUUGAUUUUAACUCUAAGUUAAAUAAAUUAAAGUAAAAAGCAAACUUACAUACCAAAAUGUUUUUAUAUUACUGUAAAUUAUAGUGCUUAUAAUGCACAAUAAUUGAAAUUCAAAACAAUAUGCAAAUUCGCGCAAUACUCCAAACGAAAAAAAAUCACUAUUUAAUUGAAGGCAGUUUGUCGUAUCUGAGUUUGCCUAAUUUGAACAAGGAGGCGUCUAUCGUCGUCUCUCAUUAACUACAGCUGCUAAUUGUUCAUUAAGGUUAACCAACCUGCAUUUUAUUACGGUGAAAAUGAAUUUAGCACAAUGGAGAACGGACAGACAUGACCUUUGCUGGAACGACUACAAAAUGUGAUAAGAAGUGGAAAAAAUGAUUUUCAGUCUAAGAUCCGGUGGCUUUCGUGGUCUAAGAAAAGAAAAGGAUGAUGAUUCUGACCUUAUUAAUUUCUUUGUGGCGUGAAUAUGAAACACAUUCUUCCAAGAUUUCUCCAUCCCCUUUUACCAAUCUGUAAAGAUAAUGUUCAUGGUUUUGACAUUAAAAUGUUUACUGUUAAGCUUGAAGGAAAAAAUUAAGUGCUUAGCAAAUGAACCAAAGAUGGGUCACUAAAGGCCGGUCGCAUGAAAACGUUCAGCCCGUGUAAAGUUCAACAUGGACUGAGUUUCAACUAGGUUGAAGGUAGAAGCCUAUGAAGUAUUUACAAGGUAAGAGAUUAACCCGGUCUGAACUCAACACGUGAUUCAAACCCAGUCGUCAACCUGACAUGUCAAUGCUGAAUCUUGGGAGUCGUCAGUAAAUAGGAAAGAUCCAGAACAUGUCAAAUUAUUUAUGCUGCGAGGCGGAAGGCCAAAUCGUUUCAAAAUGAACUAUUUCACAGUAUUCACAGUAUUAACAUGUAUGCUGAAACGUCUUCGAAAUAAUUGCAGAUAUAGAGAAGGAGAACAUAGCAAUAUAUGGACAGACUUAUAUGGAUACAUCAAAGGUCUUCGAAUACAGAAUUCAACUACUAAUAAAAGAUUGAUAAAAACAAAGAAAUGAAAAAACAUCAAAACAAAGAAAUGAAUACUCAUUUCUCUUAAAAAAUUUAAGGGAAAAACUACACUUAUGACAACGAAGUAUAAGAAUGAGAGAUGAAAAGGAAAUUGAACAAUUAAAUACUGGUAUAUUCUGUGGCCCGUACUGAGUUUUUUAAUAAUUUGGUUCUUGAGCAAUAACUAUGGAUUGCCAAACCCGCCGGCUAAAAUCCCUAUCAUUCAUUAUUGGGCAUACUUUCUCAUUAUUAUAAGCAGACCUUUAUCUUACAAAGCUUAACAGAACAAGUGAAAUACAGAGAAAUAUUUACAUGACUAUCUUUGCAUGUCAACUACAAGUUUCAUGUUUAAUGUCAAAAAGAAUGAGAAAUCUGAAAUAUGCUUUAUUGAGUUAUUUCAUUUGAAAGGACAAAUCUGAAAUAUACUUUAUUGAGAUAUUUUGCUGAUCCUUAAAACUGGAACAUGAAUCUCACAUUUUUGCAGCUCUAUCCUUGAACAUUUUUCCUUCCCUUAAAUAUCUGAUUUAUCAGUUGUUUGAUAGAAAAAGUGUGCUCAAUAGAUUCAGGAGAUGUUUACCAGUUGAUUAUACCUAAUUCAGAAUUUUUGCUCAUCUGAAGGAACCCGGCACCUGUUUAGUCCACUUAAACACAACAAUUAUUAAAUUGGUACUACUUAAGGCAACCAUGGCUUACCUCUGUCUGCCAGUCUCAGGAUCUGUGACCCUCCUUAUUACAGAUUGCUGCUUUUCAUACUCUUCUCUAGUCAUUGGUACCAUUGACCUGAAACCAAGGGAUAAUAUUUAUGUCAUACAAAUGUCAAUUAAUAUUAAACUACAUAAACAAAUACUUCAGAAGGGUCAAAGGAAAACACAUAGAGAUACAGG
Messenger RNA from Rhopilema esculentum, 10299 nucleotides. RefSeq names its product E3 ubiquitin-protein ligase RNFT2. NCBI's taxonomy places the organism in Eukaryota, Metazoa, Cnidaria, Scyphozoa, Rhizostomeae, Rhizostomatidae. Gene Ontology annotation, biological process: positive regulation of ERAD pathway. The record is from RefSeq and is a predicted model, not a curated record. Gene Ontology annotation, molecular function: ubiquitin protein ligase activity.